UUCCUCCUUUUAUUUUUUGACACACGCCGUAGACGUGCUCUAAUAGCCCAUUGCAGUUUGAGACACACACUUUACAGUCACACACACACACACACACACACACACAUUAGCACGCACGAUUGAACUAACAAAAAAAAAAAAGAAGCACUCACUCCUCAACUCCACCGGUGGGGGGACAUAGACACCAGAUGAGAUUUGUUUCCAAACGCGCACCGAUGGCGGUGUGAGGCGUUUGGCUGAGAAGUACGCGGCUCUGUGGAUUUGUGAACCAUUCUUUUUUUUUUUUGGCGUUUCCUCUCCAGCUCCGGAUCUUGGUUAAGUGGACAUAAACAAAGCUAUGGAUUACUCAGUUUUCCUACUUUUACUCCUGUCAACCAUUUCGUCUGUGUCGACCGGACUAUUCCCAUCAGAGCAGAUGGUAAAGGAAUGGACGGAACAGAUACAAAAAGAUUUGGUCGCAUUAACAGACUCAGCCACUGGAAUAGACGACCUAACACAGAUAUAUCAUGACCACAGACCUGACUUCAUGGUUGGGUCCAACAAUGCGAGGGAACUUGUGGCGACGGCUGCUGGGAAUAUAGAAAAACUGCUGGCUAACCGCUCCCAAGCUCUUAAGAGGCUGGCUUCAGAAGCAGAGAAGUAUCAGAUGGAGCAUGUGUGGAGGGAUGACAGCGAGGCCGACAAGUUUGUUUACUACUACGCCAAAGAAAAACUUUAUGAGACAGAUGACGUAAAAAGAAGAAAGAACGCAUAUGUUCCAGAUGAUCUGCAGAUAGACCCUGACUUCAAACGGCUCGUCUCGUACAACACCACCGCCGUCCACAUCCCCACGGAUAUAUACGAAGGCUCUAACAUAAUUUUGAAUGAGCUAAAUUGGACCGAGGCCUUGGAGGAAGUUUUCCGGAAAAACAAAGAGGAAGAUCCCUCGCUUCUUUGGCAAGUGUUUGGCUCUGCCACCGGACUGGCUCGGUACUACCCAGCAUCUCCUUGGAUAAAUGCAAACACCUCAGACGAUAAAAUCGACCUUUAUGAUGUGCGCAGACGACCAUGGUACAUUCAGGGGGCGGCGUCACCCAAGGACAUGCUGAUCCUGGUGGAUGCGAGUGGCAGCGUUUCUGGUCUAACCCUGAAACUCAUUCGAACGUCUGUUAGCAAGAUGCUGGAGACGCUCUCCGAUGACGACUAUGUGAACGUGGUUUAUUUCAAUGACAAGGCCAUGCACGCGGCGUGCUUCAAAAACCUGGUGCAGGCCAACACCCGCAACAAGAGAAAGCUCAAAGAAGCUGUGCAGAGAAUCACCGCUAAGGGGAUCACCAACUACAGAGGCGGCUUUGAGCUUGCCUUCGAACAGCUUGCACAGUUGAAUGUAUCACGAGCAAACUGUAACAAGAUCAUCAUGCUCUUCACUGACGGAGGAGAGGAGCGGGCAGAGGAGAUCUUUGAAAAGUACAACCCGACACAAGAGGUGCGCAUCUUCACAUUUUCAGUGGGUCAACACAACUAUGACAAAGGACCAAUACAGUGGAUGGCCUGCAAAAAUAAAGGUUACUAUUAUGAGAUCCCAUCAAUAGGGGCCAUCAGGAUCAACACUCAGGAGUAUCUGGAUGUUCUGGGCCGGCCUAUGGUGAGAGCAGACAGAAGGGCCAAGCAGGUUCAGUGGACCAAUGUCUACCUGGAUGCUCUGGAGCUCGGCCUGGUGAUCACUGGAACUCUGCCUGUCUUCAACAAAACCCACACGGGCUCAAAAGUAGGCAAAAGACAACCCAACUCCCAGAAAUCUCAAAACCAGCUCAUCUUGGGUGUUAUGGCGAUUGAUGUCUCCCUUGACGAUAUCAAGAGACUGACGCCUCGUUUCACUUUUGGACCAAAUGGCUACUAUUUCGCCAUCGACCCGAAUGGAUAUGUGCUCCUCCACCCUAAUCUCCAGCCCCUGACUGCCAAGUUUCAUGAACCUGUAACGCUGGACUUCCUGGAUGCAGAGCUGGAGAACGAGAUCAAAGUGGAGAUAAGAAGAGAAAUGAUCGACGGCAUGACAGGGAAUUACACAAUUUCUACUUUAGUAAAAUCACAAGAUGAGCGAUACAUUGAUUUAGGUCAGAGGACGUACACCUUCGCGCCAGUGAAGGGGACAGAUUACAGCCUCGCCUUGGUGCUUCCAGAGUCCAGUAUGCAUUUCAUCCAAACUACUAUCAGUGACACAAUCACCCAAGCAAAAUGGGAAAAUGUUUCUGAAAGCCUGCUGGUGGACAAGUUUGAUGAAUACGGCUACACAUUUAUUGCACCAAGGGUGUACUGUAAGGACCUAAAGCCACCAGACAAGAACACAAACAACACAGAGUUCCUCAUGGAGUUCAACGAUUACAUCGACAUCAAGACUCCAAACAACCCCAUGUGUAAUGUGGAGCUGGUGAACAGAUUGCUUUUGGAUGCUGGCAUCACCUCAGAGCUGGUCAAGAAUUGGAAAGAUAACGAGUUGCAGAAUGGUGUCUUGGCCAGAUUUGUUGCCACUGAUGGAGGGAUCACUCGAGUCUUCCCAAAGAGUGCUGGGCUGGACUGGACAGAAGAUGCAGAGACGUAUGAGUCAAGUUUCUACAAGAGAAGCUUGGAAAAUGAACUUUACAUGUUUACGCCCUACACUAGGAAAGAUAAUACAAGUGAAUCACUUCUGGUAAGCAGAGCAGUGAACCUGGACAUUGAUGGCAUCACACUCAAACCAGCUGUGGUUGGCGUGAAGCUGGACAUUAGCAUGUGGAUGGAGCGCUUCAUCAAUAUCACACAGAAGUUGAAUUGCAACGAUGAGCUCUGUGGCUGUCUGCGGAAUGAUAAGAAUAUAGAUUGUGUCAUUCUGGAUGACGGGGGCUUCCUGGUGAUGACCAAUCAAGAGGACGAUAUUGAAAAGAUCGGCCGCUUCUUUGGUGCCAUCGACCCGAUCCUCAUGAAGAACCUUGUCAACUCAUCCCUGUUCACCUUUAAGAAGACCUUCGACUACCAGUCGCUCUGUGACCCCAAGAGGGAGAGCAAGACGGCUGCAGGCCUGCGUUCCGUCUACGUGCCCACAAUCGCAGAUAUUCUGAGUGUUGGAUGGUGGGCGACAGCUGCAGCCUGGUCAAUUCUGCAACAGUUACUGGUCAGCAUCACAUUCCCCAAUUUCCUGGACGCAGCUGAGAUGGAGGAGGAACAGUCAGACGCGAUGAUGAAAGAGGUCUGCAUCACGGAGCAAACACAGUACUACUUUGAGACUGAGACUGUGUCCUUCAGAGGCGAAAUAGACUGUGUGAACUGCAGCAGGAUGUACCAUGCAGAAAAGCUCCCCAAGACAAACCUGGUUUUUAUCAUCGCUGAUGGGAAACUCACCUGCUUGUCCUGUGACAACAAGCCGUUAAUACAGGACGAACAGCAGUCUGAAGGUCCGAAUACCUGUGAACUAGCCCAGAAUCCUCGGUACAGGAAAGGGCCUGCAGCCUGUUUUGACAACACUGCACAUGAGGAGGACCCUGACUGUGGAGGGGCGUCCGGACUGAGCCCCUCACUGUGGCUUAUGGUAGGCCUCCAGCUGGUGCUGCUCUGGGUUAUGUCCGGCUCCAGACAUCAUCAAGCCAUCCCGUCAUGACCUCGGAACAUCUCGAACACACCCUCUUAUCUCUCACUCCCUUCGUUAUCUGCAAAAUGGCAACCAGCAUGCCACUGAAAUGACGAACGCCGAAUGAGAAGCGCUUGUGACAAACAAACAGAAAACGUGUGAGCCCUGCAUCCUGCAAGUUCAUUCUUUUGAUACCUUUUUUUCAUUGGAUUUUUAAAGUGAAUUCACCGGGUUCAAAAGUACCAAGUGUGAAAGAAAUGGAUAUUAGAAGACAUCCGUUUGAAAGAUUAGAGAACACGACCUACGCCUAUCCUUCAUCACUCCACUGGUCCCUGCCAGCUAAGAUUAGAGGAAUCCAGAGAUUCAUCUUGAUUGGCGACCUCUGGACUUUAUCUGGCUUGUUGUCAUUGAUGAAAGAGAUCAGACUGCCUUAUCGAAUCGGAGGGAUUUGAAUCACAACAGAGGGGCUUUCUAUUUAUUGAAGAUGCUGAGCAGUUUUCUUUUAACACUGCCAGAACAAGAGCUGCCCUUCGCAAGGGGAACACUUUGGUUUGAGUUGAUUUGCAGUGGGUAGAUUUUAGGUGUUAAUUGUUUUUGUGGUUGAGAAUUCAGCUAAGAUUGCAGUAACAGAUGCCAAAUUGUUACACCACAAGCUUGUGCCCUUCUUUUGCCUCUGUUGGGUUGCUGAUAAAAAUGUGGUUGUAGUCUUCUAUUUUUGAUUGCGCUACCCGGGACAUUUUUACAGUCUCUAAGAGGAUUCUCAUGAUAAAGCAUCUUCAUUUUUGCCACAGUGUUCUUUCAUGUAGAUACAGUGUGGAAAUCAUUGCUGUUUUAAUGCACAGACACCAACUUCAAUCUUCAACUGCCACCUGCUUCUACGUGCACGGUUUUCCGGCUGAUCAUCCAACCAUCAGAUGUGAUCGAAACCACUCUGUGGACGAUUUGGAUUUCCUGCCUUUUUUUUGUUGGACUGCUCCAAUGAAAACUUUGUUGCCAUAGUGCGCAUUAACCAAUCAGGGUGAGCCUGGCUGGUGUCCUAUGCAUGCUCACUGGACAGAAUCUCUAGUGCCAUGUGGACUGUGUGACUCAGAUGAACCCUUUAGCUUUUUAGACCGUGGCCGCUGAGUGGAAAGGAGGGUAGCAUUUGUUUUAUGACUUACUGGGUUAUUUAAAUGAAACGCAAGGACGGCAUGCUACUGUGUGAUUUGUUGCCACCUUUACAGGACAAGAACUGGGGUUGUGAGAAUUCAUAUUUAUCAUUCUCAUCAGCAAAAUAUCAAAACAUGACAUUUGUAUUCACUCACUGCUGUCACUGUGUUAAUUAUACGACUUUUAUUUACUUUUAAAUUUUACAUCCUGACUGAAAACCUCUAUCUAUGUCCAGUACUGAGGUUCCCACUUGCAGUUUCUUAUACUGGUAUGAUCUCACCUAGCAGACUUCAGUCAGUCCUCACUUCUAACCUUAUCUACCGCUGUAUUUCAUUUUCUCCAACAUCAGUUCAUCUUGUUUCAUUUUGUGUGCCUUUUUGUCCACUAGUUACACAUACAUGACAUGUGAGAACUUACAGGAAAUGUUAUGUAGACACGUUUAUUUCAGUUGUGUCAUCUUUCAAAGCAAACAAAAUCCACCAAACUUAGAAAAAGGAUGACUUUAACUGCACCAAUUCUUAAAGCUGCUUAUUAAAAGUAAAUCAGACCUAGCAUAUGAGGAUAAGAGUAAUAAUAUCUGAAUUAAAGCUACUGUGAGGAGUUUUAAGCUAGUUGUGAAACAGAUUGAAAUUCAUCCUGAUGUCUCUCGAUAACCUUAAAAAAAGCAAAAGCAAAAAAGCAAAGAAGACCUUUAAAAAAAAUGACUUCAUCUAUAGAGUUGUCUGAAAGCACCAACAGGGGGGUGGGUGUCACCCCAAGUGUGAGCAAUUUUCACGUUCCAUAGCACAGUUACAUUUGACUGUUAAAAAAAAGAGUAGAAUAAGACUUUAAAUCAAGAAAUGCUAAUUACACAGUGUGAAAUCAGCUUUGUCCACAGAAGGCACCAAAAUCAACACAAACUUAAAGCUCCUCACAGGAGCUUUAAAUAACUUAAAAAUGAAAAUGUUGUUCCGAUAUGAAGAAACGAUUUUUAAAGAAAGAUGUACUAUGUUUUUUUUUAGGUUAAUUUAUUUAUUUAUACAAUACUAAAAAUUGACGAAUACUCAAGUAGGCAAGUAGUUAGCGCAACAUCCGGCGGACAACUUGAGUGUUGUGAUUGUUGUAACUUGUUGCACUUAACAGUUUAUUUGGCGCUGCUGUAAAGGGAAAUCCUGCAAUUUAAUUUGUAUUUAUUGUGCAUUGGUUCCUAGAAAAAAAUUGACAAUCACAGGUUAAUGACUCAUUCAUAAAUAAUGUGUGGUACCUCACUGAAAAGGCAGAAAACUGCUUUAUGAUACCAGAUGCUUUAAGGGUAUAGACCACAAUUUUACUGCCUACUAGUGCCCCCAAAUUCAUCACACUUUGUUCUAAUUUACUGUAAAAAGAAAAAAGAAAUUCACAUGUUUUUGUAUUUAACAUUUUCAAAACAACACUGAAAGCUGAGUUUGGGGGAACUACACCCACACUUACACCAAAACAAAACCAGGGACUUCAUCUUUUUUAUGUGUGUGUAAUGUAUAAACACUGACACAUGUUUGAAGGAAACUGCUUCAUUCUGUCGGGGAGUAAAAACUAUUCAAGAAAACCAUUGUAAUCUUUGUGUGCCACAAUACCGCCACCAUUUAAUUCUCUCACUCACACAGAAUUUUUAAAGAUUUAUUGCCGUCACAUCAUACCGUGCUGAAAAAUGCCCAUCAUUAUAAUGUCAGGGGAAUUUAAGGUGCACUUUUUACUCUCACUGUUUUCCACUAUAACUGUCCAACAAGUACAGUGUGCUGAGACUAACAAUGAUAUUUAUGCUCCACAUUUACUAACUCAGACAUAUGAAGUGCCAUAUAGGACUCUCUUAUUCUCUUGUGGAGAAACCUAUUAUCGUACUAUGACAUUUAUGCAAUUUAUCAAGGCAGAUGUAAGUCUCUUCAAUGGUUUCCCUGUGCUGCAUGGUAGUGGCUGACUAUCUGAUUAAAAAAAAAACAUAUCCUGUGUGCUCCUGCUUUAGUGUGUAAUGUUGGGAAGCAUAAUAUUCUGGGUGUCUGGCAUUUGUUCAUGAUAUGAUACGGUAUGAUCAGCUAUUACUGCCUUUCUCUUGGGGGGACAGCAUUUGGCUCCAGCCUGGUCGAAGUUAGCAGGAGAAGGAACCUGAUUGAAAUGCACUACUCGGUGUUAUUUUAACAUUGUAGCAGUGAUUCAGCAAGAUGUUGGCUACUUAUUACAAAUCAUUAAUACUGGAUGUUACAGCUGAUAUUAAAACCAACUAUGUUGUGGUUCAGAUUUUAAGCUAUGCUAGCAGCGCGGCUUCACAAGUAUUGUUUGUCAGUCGAUUCAUCGAACACGUUGGUCCACACUGAAUUCACUUCAAAAUGAUUGGCUGGGUGGAUGUUGCACAAACAUUUAAAGAUCCCAGAGGAUGUUUUUAGAUGAUUUGUAUCCUGACUUUAAACUUUGCCACAAAGAAGUUGGCAUUUGCAGUUUUGAGUAAAAUGUCUCAAUAACUUGAAUCUUGUGCAAUUAAACCUGAAAGAUUGAUGAGA
Molecule: messenger RNA, 7239 nt
Organism: Notolabrus celidotus (New Zealand spotty)
Lineage: Eukaryota; Metazoa; Chordata; Actinopteri; Labriformes; Labridae
Gene: cacna2d1a
Product: calcium channel, voltage-dependent, alpha 2/delta subunit 1a
Exons: 39
Coding region: 338-3610 (1090 amino acids)
Cellular component (GO): L-type voltage-gated calcium channel complex
Molecular function (GO): voltage-gated calcium channel activity
Source: RefSeq, a predicted model, not a curated record